Trichechus manatus latirostris (Florida manatee) is the source of this 2946-nucleotide messenger RNA. RefSeq names its product zinc finger protein 146 (gene ZNF146). The record is from RefSeq and is a predicted model, not a curated record. Gene Ontology annotation, biological process: regulation of transcription by RNA polymerase II. The transcript has 3 exons. Gene Ontology annotation, molecular function: RNA polymerase II cis-regulatory region sequence-specific DNA binding; DNA-binding transcription factor activity, RNA polymerase II-specific. Lineage: Eukaryota; Metazoa; Chordata; Mammalia; Sirenia; Trichechidae. Gene Ontology annotation, cellular component: nucleus. Bases 900 to 1799 code for a protein of 299 amino acids.
GCAAGCGCAGCGCAGCGAGUGGACGUUUUGGUCUUUGUCCGCGGGUCAGUCCGGCCCCUGGGUCCACGUGGCGCGAAAGUAGGAGCAGGUAAUACAGUGAUGCUCCAUUGAAGCAGGAAGAUGAGCCUGGACGGUGGAGAAAGAAUUGGAGAGGAAGUCUGUCCAGAAGAAGCUUGAGAAGAAGAGCAGAUAAAGGCGACAAGACUUGGGAGGCAAGUUACGUCCAUCUACAAUAAAGUACAGACUGAGGAAAAAGGCAUGACUACAUGAAAAUUGGAAAAAUCCUUCCUUUGAUCUCAGACUUUAUUUUUAAAGGCAACUCCUGUUUGAAUUCACCUAGAAAGUUUGAAACACAAUUUAGACUUGUCUUAAUCAUGAAGGGUGCUGUGUAGCAAAGAAUCAAUUAGUUUAGAAAUCCUUCUGCACAGUGUACUCUUUAUAGUAAUAAACCCCUUUAAAGUGUGGAAAUGCCUUCAGUUAAAAAAAUUUGAAGCCUAUCUGAUAGCAGAGUACUAAUACUGGAGAAUACUCUAUGAAUUUACUGAAUGUGAGAAGACUUGCACUCACGUCUCAUCUCAUUAAAUGUACAAGCCACGCUGGAGAGGAACCUUGUGGUUCUAAGAAAAAUUGAACCUUUAGCUAGAUGACAGAUCUCAUUCAACAGAAAUUCUUACUGAAGAGAAAUCUGAGUGUAAGAAAAGUUCAUUGAGUGUUAAUUUAUAGUGGGAAAAAACCUAUAUACUGAAUAUGAUAGAAGUUUUUACUCGAAUUUUCUUCCCUUUUCAUGUGAAAGAUUAUACAGGAGAGAAGUUUUGUAAAUGUAAGAAAUGUGGGAGAACCUUUUGCUGAAAGCAAAUCCUGAUUCAUCAAAAAAUUCAUAUUGGAGAGAAACCUUGUGAAUGUGGGAAAGCUUCAUUCAGAUGUCAAACCUUAGCCAGGAGAAAAUUUAUAGCGGGGAGAACCCCUUUACCUGUAAAGUUUGUGGGAAAGUCUUCAGCCACAAAUCAAAUCUCACUGAGCAUGAGCAUUUUCAUACUAGAGAGAAACCUUUUGAAUGUAAUGAAUGUGGAAAAACCUUCAGCCAAAAGCAGUAUGUCAUUAAACAUCAGAACACUCAUACUGGAGAAAAGCUUUUUGAAUGCAAUGAAUGUGGGAAAUCCUUCAGCCAGAAGGAAAACCUCCUUACCCAUCAGAAAAUUCACACUGGAGAGAAACCUUUUGAGUGUAAAGAUUGUGGGAAAGCUUUCAUUCAGAAGUCAAACCUCAUCAGACACCAGAGAACUCACACAGGAGAGAAGCCUUUUGUAUGUAAGGAGUGUGGGAAAACCUUCAGUGGCAAAUCAAACCUUACUGAGCACGAGAAAAUUCAUAUUGGAGAGAAACCCUUUAAAUGUAAUGAAUGUGGAACAGCUUUUGGCCAAAAGAAGUACCUCAUAAAACAUCAAAACAUUCACACUGGAGAGAAACCCUAUGAAUGUAAUGAAUGUGGAAAAGCUUUCUCUCAGCGAACAUCACUUAUUGUACACGUGAGAAUUCAUUCAGGUGAUAAACCUUAUGAAUGCAAUGUAUGUGGGAAAGCCUUCUCUCAAAGCUCAUCUCUUACUGUGCAUGUCAGAAGCCAUACAGGUGAGAAACCCUAUGGUUGUAAUGAAUGUGGGAAAGCUUUCUCUCAAUUCUCAACGCUUGCUCUACAUUUGAGAAUACACACAGGUAAGAAGCCUUAUCAAUGUAGUGAAUGUGGGAAAGCUUUCAGCCAGAAGUCACACCACAUUAGACACCAGAAAAUUCAUACUCAUUAAAAACUCUUGGAAACAAGAAAGCUUUUAUCAGGAAUUUACACCUCAUAGCACAUCAGAAAUAAUCAUUCUGAAGCAAAGCACCACAAAUGAGGGAAACUUUAACAAAACUAAAAACCUACUGGACACCUUAGAAGUCAUAUUGAAGAGAACAUUUGUAUAUAAAAAGACUGUGCCUAACAGAAACCUAACAGUAAACAGCAAAGGUAAUGCUGAAACUUCAGAAGCAUUUCCACUAAAACUGAAAACAAACAGAUGCCUGUUAUCAUUGCUGUCAGCAUAGAUCUGGAGAUCCUCACCAAUGUAAGAAGGAAAAUAACUUGUAAGUAUUGGAAAGGAAGAAAGUUUUGAGGUGAUACUAUCUACAUAUAACAUAAAACUCUUAUGGUAUUGAUGCAGCAGAACUGAAGAAAACCCAGAAGCAGACCUAUGCAUUAAUUAUAAUUUGGGAAUGAUAGAAAUGGCAUCAGGAAGUGAGGAGGUAAUGAGACUAUUUAAAACAUGGUUUGGAGGUUUCUUGGGGUGGAGGGAGGGGCGAAUAGAGCAUAAACAAAAGUUAAUUCCAAAGGGAUUAAAAACAGGAACAUGAAAAAGCUGUAUAUUAAAAUCAUGACCUUGGGAGUAGGGAGGCAUUCUGUAUAACAAAAACACCUAGCGGUUCUACUCUGAGUAUCUAUACUCAGGAAAUACAUACAGGAUAUUUACUGCGGCAUGAUUUGUAGUUAUCAAAAAAUUGAAAGCAACCUAAGUGCCCAUCAGGAAUGAAGUAGAAAAUUCUUACAGUGAAAUAAUGUAUCUGUAAAAUGCAACAAGAUUUAUGUGUAUUAACAGAAAAAGAUCUCAAAAAUCACGUUGAGGGAGAAAAUUAAAUUGCAGAAUGAUGCAUUUAGUGCAAUGACAUUUUUGUAAAUUUGAAAACUUACUCCCAAAAUUUAUAUAUUGAUAAUGCAUAAAUAUGUGUAAAUAUUUCAAAAAUUGGAAGGAUACUGUCCAAACUCUUUAUAAUGGUUGUCUGUGAAGAGUGGCUAAGGAAAGGGAAUAAGUGUGGGAGGUGGAAUGGGGAUUGGCUAAUGGGAGCUUCAGCUUUAUAUAUGUAAACAUCCGUUUCUCUUAAAAAUGAAAAAGAGUAAAUAUAGUGGUUAUUUCUGGA